This is a messenger RNA of Onthophagus taurus, 2459 nucleotides long. RefSeq names its product soluble guanylate cyclase 89Db. NCBI's taxonomy places the organism in Eukaryota, Metazoa, Arthropoda, Insecta, Coleoptera, Scarabaeidae. Gene Ontology annotation, molecular function: heme binding; guanylate cyclase activity. The record is from RefSeq and is a predicted model, not a curated record. Gene Ontology annotation, biological process: cGMP biosynthetic process; response to oxygen levels. Gene Ontology annotation, cellular component: guanylate cyclase complex, soluble.
GUUAACGCUUUCAGUUCACCACCACCAACUCUUGUGUUACAAAAAGAACAGAAAUAAACUUCAUUAAAAAAAGUCCAUAGUGAAUUUUUGAAGUGAAAAUUGAUUUCUUGGUGUGAUUUUAUAAGAUUAAAAAGUUUUGAAAAAUGUAUGGUAUGCUUUUGGAGAGUGUCCAACAUUUCUUGCAAGCUGAAUAUGGCGAAGAUAUGUGGAAAGAAGUUAUCGAAAUGGCCGGUUGUAAAUUCACGGUUUUUAACACCCAUCAAGUUUACCCAGAUGAAAUUAUGUCAUCGAUAGCAAAAGCUUGCGAAAGUGUAACUUGUCAAUCGUACGAUAAUUUUAUGAAUUUUUUUGGGCGAUGUUUCGUUCGUUAUUUUAGCCAUUUUGGUUACGAUGAAACAAUAAAAGCAACCGGAAGAUAUUUCACCGAAUUCUUAGAAAGCGUCGAUAACAUUCACAUUCGAUUCAGAUUAUCUUACCCAAAAAUGAAAAGUCCUUCAAUGUGUGUUACCCACGUCGAUGAAAAAGGUUGCGUUUUAAUUUAUAGGAGCUCUCGACAAGGAUAUAUUCAAUACCUCGUUGGUCAGCUUCAAGAAAUCUCAAGAACCGUUUUUAAUUUAGAUUUAGAGGUCAAAAUAUUGGAUGUGCAAUUAAAUGAGAAGGGGCAUGGUGUUAAUGUUAAAUUCCGAUUGAAUUUUGACAAUAAAUCUUAUAUGGAAUGGAAUCAAAAACGGUUGGCUCGAAUCGAAUCACAAUUUUCCCCAGUAUCAUGUGAUUUACUCUUAAAAUUAUUCCCUUUUGGAAUAAUGAUUGACCCCAAUUUAAACAUUGCAGCAGUGGGGCAAAAAUUAAUUGAUGUUUCCACCGGAAAUAAAUCAAUGUUGGGUAAUCAAGUUUCAAAACAUUUUCGAUUUAGGAGACCAAAAGGAAUUGAUUUUUCGUGGACAAAUGCGCUACAACUUCAAUCUGUAAUGUUUGAAUUAGAAUUUUUAAGAGCGAGUACCGUGGUUAUUGAGGAUACUUUAAAGCCGGCUGAAGAAACGGUUGUUUUAAAAAAAGAUCGCCCAAUUUCACCGUAUCAACUGAGAAAAGAUAGCAAUUUGGGGUUGAAAAACAUCUUGUUACGGGGACAAAUGAGAUAUAUUCAAGAGAUUAAUUUGAUUAUCUUCUUGUGUAGCCCGCUUAUAUGCGAUAUGGAAGAACUUCCCGAACUCGGUUUAUACUUAACCGACUUAAACCCACACGGAAUGAGCCGAGAAAUGGUUAUGGCAGGAUGGCAACACAACUCCAAAUUAGAAUUAAUGUUCGAUAAAGCGGAACAACGCGCUUUAGAACUCGAAGCAAACUACGAACUUUUAGACGAAUGGAAAUGUAAAGGGGACGAACUUUUAUACUCCAUGAUCCCGAAAACCGUCGCCGAUCGUCUUCGACACGGCGCCUCAUCUUUAAGCACUUGCGAAUCCUUCGAUGCCGUCACAAUUAUGUUUUGCGAACUUGUCGGAUUUAGUUCCGAAACGGUUCAAGAUGCGAUGGAUGUCGUUUCAUCGAUGAACGCGGUGUUUUCAUGUUUUGACGCUUUGAUGGAUAAAUUUCAUGUGUAUAAAGUCGAAACGGUUGGGCAAAUUUAUAUGGCGGUCUCUGGGGCUCCAGAAAAAACCAAAGAACACGCUAAGAACGUUUGCGAUUUUUCCUUGAGUUUGAUUAAGAACGUUAAAGAAUUGUUGAUGCCAAGCGGGGGUGGUGUCGAGGUUAAAAUUGGGAUUCAUUCAGGACCAAGCGUUGCCGGAGUUGUUGGUAUAAAAGUACCUAGAUAUUGCUUUUUUGGUGAUACGGUUAAUACAGCUUCAAGAAUGCAAUCUUCGAGUGUUCCUGGGAUGGUUCACAUUUCUCUUGGAACGAAAAUAUUACUCCCAGAGGACGACUACGUGAUUCAAAGUCGAGGGCUAAUCAUGUUAAAGGGAAAAGGAGACGUGGAAACUUUUUUUAUCUUCGAAAAGGAAGAAAAAAAUUAAAUCGUUUUCAAAAUAAUUUUAUAAUUAUUCAUGAAUACAAAAAUAAUAAGAUGUAUUUUGCACCAUUAGAUUUUAUAAGAUAGUACAAACCACACAAACGCAUUUUCCGUCUUUUUUAUCAUCAUCUGGGCUGGCGUUAAUCCCCAAAUGUUGAAUCGAAGUUGUUGAUUCAGUGUAAGGAGGUGGAGAUGAUCUUCUGUUGGAUCUCGAUGAUUUCUCGUCCAUUUUUAACCAAUUUUGUUUAAAAAUUUUAAAUUAAUUAACAAUUUAAAACUUAUUUUCUUGUAAACGUGACGAAAUGAACUGAUUUCGAGAUUUUAUUUUAGUUUUUAUUCUGUGUGGGUAUCUUAUCUUAACGUUUUUGGCGUUUUUAUCGUUGAUUAUUUAGAUAUUUGUAACGAAUUUAGAUAAUUUAAGAUGACUAAGAUGAAUAAAAAGUAAACAAGAUGA